Messenger RNA from Manihot esculenta (cassava), 937 nucleotides. Its product is annotated as LOB domain-containing protein 38. Bases 154 to 783 code for a protein of 209 amino acids. Gene Ontology annotation, biological process: regulation of gene expression. The transcript is spliced from 2 exons. The record is from RefSeq and is a predicted model, not a curated record. Lineage: Eukaryota; Viridiplantae; Streptophyta; Magnoliopsida; Malpighiales; Euphorbiaceae.
CACUCCCCAUAGCUCACUCUCAUGCCCUUCUCUCUCUCUCCCCGCUUCCUUACCUCUCAAGAAAUCUCCGUCCCUUUGUAACGAUCGUAUAUCAAAAUCCCCAGAUUUUUGUUGACCUUUUACUUGGAGGUCAACCUGUGAUCAACGGUGGAUAUGAGCUGCAACGGAUGCCGAGUUCUGCGAAAGGGUUGCAGUGAGACUUGUAUACUGAGGUCGUGCCUACACUGGAUCAGUUCACCCGAAGCACAAGGCAACGCCACCUUGUUUCUAGCCAAAUUUUUCGGCCGUAGCGAUCUCAUGUCUCUCAUCUCCGCUGUACCGGAAUCCCAACGGCCAGCUUUGUUUCAAUCACUGCUGUUUGAGGCCUGUGGACGAACGGUGAAUCCGGUUAACGGAGCGGUAGGACUAUUGUGGAGCGGUAACUGGCACGUGUGCCACGCGGCGGUGGAGACGGUUCUAUCCGGUGGAAUUCUACUGCCUUUAUCGGGAAUUUUCGCCGGAGUCUUGGCGCCAAAUUACGAUGAGUUAACUGACAGUUUCUCUGCGGAGGCAUGCGAGUUAAGCAACAUGUGGACUCAAUCAAAGCCGUACGGUAAUAUCGGGAGGGAGAAUCAAGCGUCCGUUCUCAAUGACUCUCUCACGCCAAAGCUUGUGACAGGGAGAGCUGGGAGAGUGAAGAGAAGCAGAGGUGCGGCGUCAUUUUACACCGAAGAGUCAUCGGAGACGACAACAGUUACGAGCAAUGAUGGAGAUAGGAAGAAACUUCUGAAGCUCUUCGUUUGAAUAGAACAAGGGAAAGAAAGAGAGAGGGUUUUAUAGUUUGUACUGCGAGUAAUCGCCGUAGUAGCUGCGUAACCUUUUUGUUUCUAUAUAAAAAUGAAGCCGGGAUUUAAUACCGGCAAGGUUUUGAAAGCGAGCUACGUGUAUUUCCGGUGAA